Poecilia reticulata (guppy) is the source of this 3386-nucleotide messenger RNA. RefSeq names its product transmembrane protein 163a. The record is from RefSeq and is a predicted model, not a curated record. Gene Ontology annotation, molecular function: zinc ion binding. NCBI's taxonomy places the organism in Eukaryota, Metazoa, Chordata, Actinopteri, Cyprinodontiformes, Poeciliidae. Gene Ontology annotation, cellular component: synaptic vesicle membrane.
CCCAGCUGUGUCUUGUUUCCUCUGAUUACAUUCUCCGUGUGUUUCCCUGUCGGGUCCUUGUCCCACCACGUUGUUUGUUAACCAGCGCUACCGGUGUUUGAGUCCUAGCUUUUAUGCUCACCUGCGCUGCCUGGACUUUCUGUACUCCUCGUCUUCACCAUUAGACAACCAUUAAUCACUACGUCCUGGGUCCAUCUAACUCACCACCACCUACAACCCCAAACCAUGACAUUACUGUCAUACCACCUUUGCUUGUUUAUGUGCGUAAUUUGGCGCAACUGGACGCGCAACUCUAUAAGGAAUCUCCCUCCUCCCCGCUCUGUCUGUGGGUCUCUGCUCGUUGGAAAGGCUGGUUCUCCCGCCCAGGUGUGACAUUCUCGGAGUGCCUCACUGGAACCACAACCGAAAAGAUGACGGACCCAUCCCCGCCAGACUCCGCCGCCGUCCUGGAACCGGCUUCUGGUGCGGAGCUGACGGCGGUGAACGGCCAGUGCGAGCAGACGGACUCCCCGCAGCAGCAGGAGAACAACACAGAAAGUCAGGGAGAGGGUUUCAAGAUGGAUCAGGAGAUGAAGAUAACAGAGAGCAUCGAGGAUCGGGGUCUUCUGGAGAGCAGCAUGCGCCUGAAGCCUCACGAAGCACAGAGUUACCGAAAGAAAGCUCUCUGGGUGUCCUGGGCGUCCAUCGUGGCCACCAUCAUCCUGGCUAUCGCCGCUUUCACUGUGUCCAUCAUGCGCCACAGUGCCUCUGCUUUCGGAUUCGCUUUUGAUGCCACGCUGGACGUGCUGUCCUCCGUCAUCGUGCUGUGGCGCUACAGCAACGCAGCCGCUGUCCAUUCUGCGCACCGUGAAUACAUCGCCUGCGUGAUCUUGGGUGUGAUCUUCAUCCUGUCUUCCCUUUGCAUCAUGGGAAAGGCCAUCCAUGACCUGGCCACCAAGCUGCUGCCAGAAGUGGAUGACUUCUUGUUCAGCGUGUCCAUCGUCAGCGGCCUGGUGUGCGUCGUCCUGGCCGUGAUCAAGUUCAUGCUCGGCAAAGUGCUGACCAGCCGAGCGCUCAUCACCGACGGAUUUAACUCUCUGGUUGGAGGCAUCAUGGGGUUCUCCAUCCUCAUCAGUGCUGAAGUGUUCAAACAUGAGCCCAAAGUGUGGUACCUGGACGGAACAGUAGGGGUCCUCAUGGGCCUCAUCAUCCUCGCCUACGGAGUCAAGCUGCUGCGGGACAUGAUCCCCCGGGUCAGGCAGACCAGGAACUACGAGCGCUUUGAGUGACGGGUCACACAGGACACAAAGGGACAAGGGGGAGACAGGAGAGACACUGUCCACAGACACUCGUUCAGUCGUGGAGCUGAAGACUUUUCCAUCUGCUCACGACUGGACUGACAGGGACAGCAAUGACGGAUGAAACCUUUGGGAACUUUUCCGUGUUUUCCAGUUCAGUGUACAUACAGCAUCUCUCAUCCUGUGGGUCACAGUGGAUGGACGCUCCUCUUCUUCACGCCUUUAUUCGUGUCCAGAGAUUCAGCGUAGCUCAGCUGUAACAGCAGCGCACGGUUCCAGGAGGCCGGCGCUGAGCUGGGCUGUAAAACGCUGCAGCUGAUUGAUGCAGCAGCUCUCUAUUACCACAGUUUGACUUUUUUAUGACUACAGAGAGGAUGUGUCAGUGCAAAAGCCCAUUAGGCAAAGGAAGCAGGACGACAUUAUGGUGGCUCAGCUCCAGCUCUCAGCCCGGUCCAAGAUGUUUUCUUUAUUCUGACAACCAACAUUUUAUGUCAAACAUUUUCAUUUUCUCAGAAUCCAGAAAUUUCAACAGAAAUCUGAAUGCAAAGAUUCAAAUAUGGGGUCAAAAUUAUUAGACUCCUUAUGAAAUGUAAAGUUUUUGUCAGAUUUCUCAACUCCUUUUAAACAGAUCAAUAAUUUAAAGAUCCUAGUUUUUAUUUAAACCAAAAGGUCUCUUUAGUUUUAUUGUAAUUGAUUGAUUAGAAGCUGUGAGCAUUACAAAAUGGAAUAAAAAUUUCACAGCUGUGUUUAAGUUUUUAGUUUUUGUGAAAGAAUUUGGUUUUUAUGUGCAAAGCAAACUAAUGUAGGCAUUUAAAAAAAACAAGUGUUUGGGAAAAAAUGGAUUGAAGAAUGAUUUGUUUAACAGCAUUUAAGAAAUAUUUGAUAAAAACUUCAAAUUUGAUAGAUAUAAUUUUGACUUCAACUUUAUAUAUGCGAGACAGACGGACAAAUGGAAAUAAAUAGAAGUUAAUAUUUUUCCUAUAUUCUGUUAUCUCAUGUUAUGUUGGAAAGUAACUGAACAGGGUAAGCAAUUGCACCAUCUGCUGACCAAAAACAGUUACUACAACAUAUACAGCAAACCCAUUUAAAUCUUUCUUUUUUUUGUUCUUUCAGCUGUUAACUUUUUUUUUUUUAAAUUAUUAAUCUGAAACUAACCCAUGAACUCUAAAGUAAGGAGAAAGAUAAAGUUAAAUAGUUAACUCCCAAGUUGUGGUUUGACAAAGUUGUUCUGGACAUCAACUGAAUCAUUUAACAUGUGAGCUGUUUGCUUUGGCAUUAAAACGGGAAGCUCCAAGUUUAAUCUUGAUGCGUGAACAAAUGAUACGGUAUCAAAACUUCCUUCAUGUUCAUCAUUUACUUCUUUCCUGACUGGAAAUAUCUCAUCCAAGCUUUUAACCGUCUGUGGUCAUAUUUAUAUCUAAAGCCUUAAUUUUGCAAAUUGCUGAAAUGUAAAUAUUAGUAGAAAGUGAGAUUUAAUUUGUUGGAUGUGAAGGUCCGGUUACAGCAGGAUAUUGUUAUUUUUAUGAAUUUUCCUCAUGGCUGUAAAUGAAUGUAAACACUGUGCUUUGAUGCUGAUUUGGUUUUGAAAUGAAUCCGUCUUUUAUUGCAGCGUAAUCUCAACCUGAAAACUGUAGUUUAUGGUGCAGCAUUAAAACGUGGGAUGAAAAAUGAAAGUUUACAAGUUUAGCUUGGUGCAUUGUAAACUAUUCCUGUGAUGUUGAAGAAAUGCAGAAGCUGAGCCGUUUGUCACUGAAAGAUUUAUUGAAAAAUAAAGCUGUUUGCCUCUGACUAAGAAAAAACAAACAGAAUGUCUGUUCGUCUGGUGGACCGGAACACGCAGUGGUGGCGGGUUUCACUGCAGGCUGGGAUCACCGUGUCGGCACUUACUGGUGACUCCACACCUGACGCACUCGGACUUUCAACUCAAAACUGACAUUAUUGACUAGCUUGUGGCCUCUGCUUCCCCUUGUGGCCGUUUGAAGCGAAAGUGAAACGUGCAUUUUGAGUUUUAAAAUACGAGUUUAUUUGGCUUUUGACGGUUACAUUUACAGAUUUACCUGUGGAAAAUUGAUGGAACAGGAGCUUUUAAUUCAGAAAUCUUUCCAUUUU